UAGGUUGGCAAUUCUGGAUGCAAUACUAAAUUGGCGCGAAUUCUUGGUCACAGUACACGUUUCUUGUAAACAUAGAUUUUUCGACAUUACGUAGUGCAGUAUAAUCUGAUAGUUUUGUUUUAGUUAUCAUGGGUAUUCUAGGUUUAGCAAAACUAGUUGCUGAUAUUGCACCAAAUGCUAUUAAAGAACGAGAAUUGAAACAUUAUUUUGGUCGUAAAGUUGCUAUCGAUGCAUCUAUGUGUUUAUACCAAUUUCUUAUCGCUGUUCGGAGUGAAGGUGCUCAACUUACUACAGUAGAUGGAGAAACAACAAGUCAUUUGAUGGGUACAUUUUAUCGAACAAUACGCUUGGUAGAAAAUGGAGUAAAACCUGUAUAUGUAUUCGAUGGAAAACCUCCAAACUUGAAAGGUGACGAAUUAGCUAAGCGUGCAGAAAGGAGAGACGAGGCACAAAAACUUUUGCAAGCUGCAGAAGAAGCUGGAAAUGUGGAAGAUAUCGAGAAGUUUAAUAGACGAUUAGUGAAAGUUACAAAAGAACAUGCAGAUGAAGCUAAACAUUUGUUGAAAUUAAUGGGUAUUCCAUAUGUUGAGGCACCUUGUGAAGCAGAAGCACAAUGUACUGCUUUAGUCAAGGCUGGUAAAGUGUUUGCAACAGCAACAGAAGAUAUGGAUGCACUUACUUUUGGAUGCAAUGUUUUACUUCGUCGAUUAACAUUCAGUGAGGCUAGAAAAAUGCCUGUACAAGAAUUUCAUUUUGAUAAAGUAUUAGAAGGUCUUGAAUUAAAUCAUGAUGAAUUCAUUGAUCUGUGCAUUAUGAUGGGUUGUGAUUACACAAACAGCAUUAAAGGAAUUGGCCCAAAAAGAGCAAUUGAAUUGAUCAAGACACACAGAUCACUUGAGAAAAUUGUUGAAAAUUUAGACUCAAAAAAAUUCUCGGCUCCAGAAGAUUGGAAUUAUAAACAAGCUCGAAUAUUAUUCCAGAAGCCUGAAGUGACAGAUCCUGAUAAAAUUGAUUUAAAAUGGUCUGAGCCAGAUGAAGAAGGACUAGUUAAAUACUUAUGCGGUGAUAAACAAUUUAAUGAAGAUAGAGUAAGAAGUGGAGCAAAGAAGUUACACAAAGCAAGAAAUACUUCUACCCAGGGCAGAUUAGAUACCUUUUUUAAGGUCUUGCCAAAUUCAAAUCCUAGUCUUGCAAAGCGCAAAGCAGAAGAAACGAAGGGAGCUGCAAAGAAGGCUAAGAAAGGCGCUACUGGAAAAUCACGUGGAAGGCCAAAAUAAUUCAUAGUCACUGAUGAUGUACAUUCAAACAUAUUGAAUCUCUCUUAUAUGUAUAUCUCUUAAUUUACGUCUGAAAUUAUUCACAUUAUUCAAUACAGGAAAAGUCACAAGGAAUUUAAGUUCGUCUAUAUCUAAAUGUAUUAUAACUGAAACGUACUUAUGCACCUUCAUAUUUAUUUGAUAAAAUAGAUCAUACAUUUUUAAAUAA
Megalopta genalis is the source of this 1485-nucleotide messenger RNA. It is a transcript of the gene Fen1, whose product is annotated as Flap structure-specific endonuclease 1. NCBI's taxonomy places the organism in Eukaryota, Metazoa, Arthropoda, Insecta, Hymenoptera, Halictidae. The record is from RefSeq and is a predicted model, not a curated record. Gene Ontology annotation, molecular function: 5'-flap endonuclease activity; RNA-DNA hybrid ribonuclease activity; 5'-3' exonuclease activity. Gene Ontology annotation, cellular component: nucleus.